This is a messenger RNA of Saccostrea cuccullata (small rock oyster), 1224 nucleotides long. RefSeq lists its product as uncharacterized. The transcript has 2 exons. The record is from RefSeq and is a predicted model, not a curated record. Lineage: Eukaryota; Metazoa; Mollusca; Bivalvia; Ostreida; Ostreidae. The coding region runs from base 1 to 1224 and encodes 407 amino acids.
AUGGACCCACGACAUUUACCAGAAUCUGUUUUUGUGGGGUUGUGUAAUUACAUAGGGACUUCAUAUCAAAUAUCCAUGAGGAGAGGAGUAUGGGACAUUAGUCAGAGAAUUACAAACCUGUUAAACAAGGAGGAGCAGGUCUACGAAAUGUGGAGUGGAAGUCGAAAGGAGGGAUUCAGACUUGCUUCGUCUGAUACGGAUUGGAUGUUCUCCCCAAAAGAUCACAGAGUCAUAUGGAACUUGUGUCAGAUUCAGUACUAUACCCUUCAUAGUAAAACGCUGAUUUUAUCGGAGUGGCAGAUGAGUCCCCCUGGAUUUGUUUUACUUCAGCUAUUAACGCCAUCAUACCGAGGCUUCCUAAGAGAAUUCACGUUGUCAUGUGUCGAAAUGAAAAACAGAUAUUAUAUAUCUAGCUCAAUAUACAGACAGAUUACUUGUUCCAAAAUAUUUCCCUUCUCUGACGUUCAUGGUCCAUGUGGAAGCGGAAAUAUUGGUGGAGUGGAAUGCGAUGCUGCACAGUGCCUGACAUGUGACAUUUGGCCACCGACUGCUUAUUCUUUUAUUACCAGAAGUUUACACUGGCCAGAAUCUCGUGUUCUACAAGAUAUAGUUAAAAGUGGAUGCCAUUUUGUAGCAAUUGGAAACAAGCUAUCCGAACACGAAGACAAGGAAUGGAGGAUAUCCUUCUCCCUGGCGGAGCAGAAGCUUGUAUACUCGAUGAACCAUUGUCAGUUUCUGACGUAUGCUUUAUUAAAACUGUUCCUGACUGAUGUUAUUAACAACGAAACGGAGGAAAAACUACUCUGCUCCUACCACAUGAAAACAGUAGUUUUCUGGGUUAUCCAGCUAAACAUGGUUCCUAGUUGGUCUCCGCAAAAUCUUUUAGAAUGUUUUUGGAUCUGCUUUAAAGUGAUUCUUAAAUGGGUGUAUGAUGGGAUCUGUCCAAACUUUUUUAUUCCAGAAAAUAACAUGUUUCUUGGUAAGAUCCACGGAUAUGCUCAGAAUACCUUACUUAUGAGACUUAUGGGGCUAUAUGAGAGAGGAGUUGUAUCCCUUCAACACAUUCCAGCCAUAAGACUUUAUGUUUUACAUGCUCUUCACCAUCCUAGAAUCUUUGUCAGCGUAGAUGAACAUCUUCUGCUUUCAGAGUCAAAAUGUGAUGUUGAAAUGUUUAUUGAAAUUUCAACAGUGAAUUCCCAUCGCACUCCACAUUUAAGAAAAUAG